GACGAGGAGCGUGCAGAUGAGGGGAGGGAGAACCAGGAUCAGGAAGGCGAGGAUGACGCAGCGCCAGCAGACUCCAGAGCUGUCACCAACCGCGCCGAGUGGCGUGAGUUUCGUGCCCAGUUCGCGAACAACACGCUGCUGGCGGACGAGCUGUACGGCGACAG
Molecule: messenger RNA, 164 nt
Organism: Symbiodinium pilosum
Lineage: Eukaryota; Dinophyceae; Suessiales; Symbiodiniaceae
Source: the annotation of a GenBank genome assembly